CACAGUGUGUGCGGGUGAUGAGUGAUGUUUAGUCACAUGGUGUGCGGGUGAUGAGUGAUGUUUAGUCACAGUGUGUGCGGGUGAUGAGUGAUGUUAGUCACAGUGUGUGCGGGUGAUGAGUGAUGUUUAGUCACAGUGUGUGCGGGUGAUGAGUGAUGUUUAGUCACAGUGUGUGCGGGUGAUGAGUGAUGUUUAGUCACAGUGUGUGCGGGUGAUGAGUGAUGUUUAGUCACAGUGUGUGCGGGUGAUGGCACUAUGAACAACUUGAUGGAUCUCUAUAAAGUAGGAAGUCAUAAUAAACCAGUCACAUACGGACUAGCUUUGUCUCCCUCAUCAGAAGUCCACAUCAUGCUCUCUCCUUCUCCCAGACAGCUGCUUCCUCUAAACUAGCUACACUAACAUGAUAGCUAUCAAGAUAUAAAAUGAUUUAACUGUACUCCAGCAACAUGACCAAACCUCUCUCACCUCUUCUCUCCCCGUCAGAGGUCCACAUCAUGCUGGACGCCCUCCUUCCACCCAACACCUACUUCCGUUUCAACCCCUACAUGAGCGAGGACAUCCCAUUGGACGAGAGCCGCCCGGAGAGGCUGACCUUCCUGCAGGAGGAAGGAACUCGCUACCUGGAGAGGAACGAAGCCAAGCUGAACAAGGCAGCGUCGGUGCUGGCUCUGGAGAAGAGCGCCAUCCAGAGGCUGGCUGAAUGGUGCAAACUGAAGGCCGACAUGUACGAGGGCUUGCCCUUCAUCUCCAAACUGUAGGGGACGUCUAGAGGUGAAAGGUCAGACAGGCUGAGAGACACUAAUUUAGACUGAUUAUGAAGAUAAUAUAGGAGCUGUAAAGGUCUGACAUGUACGAGGGCCCUUCAUCUCCAAACUGUAGGAAGUGACCUGCAGAGGUUAAAGUUCAAAAGGCACUGCAGGCGGUAACUGCUGAGAAACUAAUUUAGACUUGAAAAUAAACAUGUGCUUUGAUAUGACUCCAUCAGUGGAGGCUGGUGGGAGGAGCUAUAGGAGGAAAGACUCAUUGUAAUGGUUGGAAUGGAAUAAAUGGAACCGAGUUAAACGUGGCUUCCAUAUGUUUGAUACCGUUCCAUUUUGUCAUUCCAGCCAUUACAAUGAGCCUGUCCUCCUAUAGCUUCUCCCACCAGCCUCCUCUGGACUCCAUAUCUGCUUGAUGUAGAUCAUGUGAUAUGACUGCGGUCCAUUAGAAUUUCUGCUGCUCAGGCAGGAUGUUGUUUGACCUGUGAGAGGUGGUACAGAAGGAUCUGUUGUUUUCUCUGAAAGGGGUUUGGCUGGUAGGGCUGAAGGAAUCAACCUUUUGACUGGUCCUAAAUAAAGCACCACUGUGAUGAGAGCACAUAGGCCGUGUUUACACAGGCAGCCCAAUUCUAAUAUUUUUCCCCCCUAAAAAUCAGAUCUUUUGCCAAUAAUUGGGCUAAAUAUCUGAAUUUGGCUGCCUGUGUAAACAGCCAUAAUGGUGUGAAUGGUAGACAGGCAUAGCCAUUUACUGUUUUGAUUUAAGAGUGCAGGUUUUGCAGGGAAGGUGUUUUUGACAACUACCGACAUGUACUGGUAUGUCAGAUAUUCAGGGUCUGUUAUUAGCAACUCAUUCCAUUGUAAUUACUGUAAAUACGGAUGUUGUAAGUAACUGACAUUGGUGUCACCUCAUUUAAAUGCUUCAAACUUGAACUAGGCAUGUAAAGUAGAAUGGUAUAAAACAUGUAAUUAUGCCUUUUUUCACAGAUGAAUGAAAUCAUGCACUUUGUAAAUUGUCACAUUGUUCUUAAGAGCUCUGUAAGGGAUCAGAUGUAAAUGGUUUGAUAUGUGAUUUUGAAUCAUAUUUAAUUGCAGAGUUCAUGGUACUAGCUUUAUAAUGAGCUUGUACCACCUUUCUCCUGCAGCGGCCCUGUAGGUGUGUAAGAACUUUCUCCUGCAGCGGCCCUGUAGGUGUGUAAGAACUUUCUCCUGCAGCGGCCCUGUAGGUGUGUAAGAACUUUCUCCUGCAGCGGCCCUGUAGGUGUGUAAGAACUUUCUCCUGCAGCGGCCCUGUAGGUGUGUAAGAACUUUCUCCUGCAGCGGCCCUGUAGGUGUGUAAGAACUUUCUCCUGCAGCGGCCCUGUAGGUGUGUAAGAACUUUCUCCUGCAGCGGCCCUGUAGGUGUGUAAGAACUUUCUCCUGCAGCGGCCCUGUAGGUGUGUAAGAAUGAAAAUGUGUCAUUGAAACCGGUUUCUGUUGUUGUGUCGUCUAUUGAAGCUGUGUCUCAUAACUA
Messenger RNA from Salvelinus namaycush (lake trout), 2268 nucleotides. RefSeq names its product calcium-independent phospholipase A2-gamma-like. Gene Ontology annotation, cellular component: membrane. The transcript is spliced from 2 exons. NCBI's taxonomy places the organism in Eukaryota, Metazoa, Chordata, Actinopteri, Salmoniformes, Salmonidae. Bases 447 to 758 code for a protein of 103 amino acids. Gene Ontology annotation, biological process: arachidonate metabolic process. The record is from RefSeq and is a predicted model, not a curated record.